Molecule: messenger RNA, 2094 nt
Organism: Euleptes europaea (tarantolino)
Lineage: Eukaryota; Metazoa; Chordata; Lepidosauria; Squamata; Sphaerodactylidae
Gene: C8H18orf63
Product: chromosome 8 C18orf63 homolog
Exons: 12
Coding region: 1-2094 (697 amino acids)
Source: RefSeq, a predicted model, not a curated record
AUGAAUGAUGCUAAGUGCCAGUCUCUGUUUUUCACCACUUUGCCUGAGCUGCGAAAACUCUGUGCCAUGAAAAUUACAUUGAGUUCUCAAUUGGCAGAAAAUGAAAUUAGAACAGUACAAAGGAAGAUGUGCAGGCGACUCUUGCUUCUGCAUCAAGAUGUCUUUUGUUCACCUGUCCCUGGAACAUCGCAUCAAAUUUUAGUAGUUAUGACGAUACUCUGUUACAAAUCAGGAAAGUGUCAAGCUUAUGUAGAGAAACAUGGAGCUACAAUAGAGACACCAGAGAGAGUUACCCCCGCUGUCUUUCAGACCUGCCUCUCCUAUAUACUUACAGUCAAGCUUGCUCCCCGAUGGAACCAGGCUGGUCAUCUGUUGAUCCAAGGGAAAGAUUUUCUAUCACAACGGGGAAAGCAAAAUGCAGUUGUUAUGGACAUCAAUGUAUCUGAGACUCAGAUCUGCUUCAGUGUUGAGGUUUGCACAGUUCGUCUACCACCACCUGAGCUGGAAGAUUUUGAUAUUUCAGCAAAUAUCUUAAAGAGAUUUGACAGUGAUAAGAACGUAGUCAUCCCAAGACAUUCUAUUUUAAGUAACUGGUGCUAUGUUUUGCCAAGCAUGAAAAUGGGUCAGAUUAUAAGUAUUAGCCAUGUAAUUCCACCUGAGUCUCCGUUUCAAUCAUACAGCAAUUUGCAGCUACACUGGGAAAAUCUGUAUGGCUAUAUUCUCCCCAAGGAUACCUCAGCAUACUGCAACAUUUAUUUCAAAAUGAUAGGGGAGCAACUCUUUACAUAUCUUUUAUAUCCUUUAAUGUGCAUCAGAAGUCAGCCUGUGCAGUAUUUUCCUAGAAUAGAUUUAGAAGGGGCUUUAAAUGCUUUUCUUGCUGAUCUGAAGACUAUACUUCCUCAUGUGUGUGGCUUUCCCCUUAAGAUGACAAACAAAGCAUUAUAUGCCACCCAAGAUCUUACACGGUCAUCUGUACAGAAAGUAAACUCUAAACCAGCCAAUCUCACUGGAAAAAGGAAUUGCAAGGUGGCUUUGAUUCAAGAAAUUCCCAAAAAAAGUGUGCUUGGUUCUGAAGCAUCUACUACAAAAACUAGCCACAAGAUGGAGCUUAAAGUCAACCAGCUGAAAACCGGCAUUUUCUCUCAUCUCCAUUUAUCAGCAGAAGAUGGGAAUACAGCAGUAAGGAGAAGAAAACCCCACAGUAGAAAAGAGUGGAAAACUUCAGAUGAACCUGCACAGCCACUUCACUCAACUGAAUCUUUUCAAAUGUUAAAGCAUUUAUUUGCAGAUUCUCUAAAAAAAGAUCCCGCCAGAAUAAUUCCAAUUUUCAAAGGAAAGCUGUUGCAGAUAGAUAGGCAAACCACAAAAGCCUCCCCUGGAAAGAAGAAACAGACCAUUCCACAAUAUUCUCCAAAAGUAAUGAAAACUAACACAGCUGCUAAAUUGGCUGUAUUCAAGCCUAGUGCAGAUCAAGUUAACAGACCAUUAUCUAAUUCGUCAUUUAAAAAAAUUACAAACAGAAGUGUUCUUCAGGCACAGAUUGGGCAAGCAAAUAUAAAAUGUGCAGUAAAAGAGAAAAAUGAGCGUGACAGGCAGUUGUCCAAUUGGGCUUCAGCUAAUGGAGCAAGUUUAGAGAGGAAUUCAAGUGAAAUCAAAUCCAGAAGGUUGAACUCUUUGCCAUCCACUAUUGACAGAUCAAUGCAUCACACAUCGGUUACCCAACAACAUUUGCACAAAUCUGCAAAUCUCAGCUCCGGUAGCAAAGGGGGUAAAAAAACUGCAAGUCAGAGUAAUCCAAGUACCGGAUCAAAGAAAACAUUUCUCGGCAUAUCUGGCUCACAUGUGGAAGUGACAAAUUCCAAAAUAUUUCAAAAACGAAGUCCAGCUGAAGAAAAAACAAAUGCAUACAGAUCAAGCAAUUCAGUGUACAGUAAGGCCACAAGAGGAGGAGCUCAAAAAGAAUCAUUAGGACCAUCACAUCAAGAUACCAUCAACAUACUCAGUCAUCAAUUGCCAUUUAACAACCUGCAGAAAGAAGGAGAAAGUUAUUUAAAGCCCAAGAAACCAAGAACCAGUAAACCUGCAAUCUUAUAA